Messenger RNA from Paramuricea clavata, 3359 nucleotides. The record is from the annotation of a GenBank genome assembly. NCBI's taxonomy places the organism in Eukaryota, Metazoa, Cnidaria, Anthozoa, Malacalcyonacea, Plexauridae.
AUGGAUGUCGGAAAAUCAAGAAAAAUUCGAGAAGGACACAGACAAGCAACGAGAAAACUAAUUCAUACAGCAAACGAAGCUAUCAACGCGGUGUCUGAGGCGGAAACGCUCAGUCGCGAGGACAAAGUGAAACUACAAUUAAACAAGAAUCUUUUGACGGAACAAGAUAAAAAUUUGGACGAGUUUAAUUCUAAAAUAUUAGCUGGGAUAAAGAAAGUCGAAGAUAUCGAAGAAGAAGUGCUCGAGGCCCUUGAAUUUAAGCAGGAAAUACAGCAUGUUUUAGUACAAAUCAAAUUGUUGUUAGAAGACGACGAAAUAGCUAGACAGUGUAGACAAGAAUUGCAAAAUGUAGCAUUGCCAUCGCUCAGUGAAAUUAGUACCAGUAUGAAAAAGAUGAAUUGCAAGUUGCCAAAAUUAUCUUUACAAACAUUCAACGGCGAUCCAGCAAAUUGGAGUUUGUUUUGGGAUACGUUUGAAUCGGCGGUUGACAAGAACUCACAGCUCUCAGAAAUCGACAAAUUUAACUAUCUCAAAGGACAACUUAGCGGAAAAGCGGCAACAACAGUAGCAGGUUUUUCAUUGACGGCGGAGAACUACAGGGAAGUGAUUAAACUGUUGAAAGAGUGAUACGCGAAUCCUCAACUUAUCAUUUCGAGUCAUAUGGAAAAACUUCUGAAGCUAAAUACAGUACACGAUGCGAACGAUGUAUUGAAAUUACGGGUGUUAUACGAUCAGAUUGAAACAAACAUUCACAGUUUAAAUGUGCUAGGCAUAAAACCAGAGCAAUUUGAAUAACUUUUAGUUCCAGUAAUCUUAACAAAAAUUCCCAGCGAGCUACAAAUCAUAAUAAGUCGAAAAUUUGACAAAAAUACUUGGGAUUUUAAUCUGCUUUUCGAGACAUCUAAAGAAUUGUUACAAGCAAGAGAACAAUGCACGGCAGUUUCACUUUAUGCAAGUAGCAGUUUAGCAAAUAAAGGUCAUAAUCGAAGUAACUUUGACUAUAUGAAACCAAAGGGUGCAUUUUCAGCGUCUAGUCUAAUGACUGUGCAUAAACAAUCAAUUCCAUGCAUGUAUUGUAGACAGAGCCAUGCCCAUGCAAAUUGUCAAGUUGUCACAGACAUUAACGCGCGAAAACAAAUUCUACAAAAUAGUGGCCUAUGCUUUAAAUUGUUUGCGAAAAAACCACAUUGUAAGAGAGUGUAAAUCCCCGGGACGGUGUAGUAAGUGUCAAGGUAAACACCAUACAAGCAUUUGUGAAAUCCAUAAUCGUAAUAGUUUUAUGAUGCAAGAAACGUAGUACGAGACACAAGAACCCAAAACAUGCAACACACACAGUUUCCUACUACCCCACACCCCCAGAUUCCUACUACCCCACACCACCAGAUUCCUACUACGCCACACCCACAGAUUCCUAUAACCCAACGACAACAACAGCAAUCCCAUCGAGAAAUACUUUGAGCGGAAGUUUCUGAAGCCUCAGUGGCUAACCCAACUACGAACUUGUACACAACAGCUAAAACCGGUAUAUUAUUACAAACAGCUCGCGCAAUUAUAUCAAACCCGAAUGUUGGAGAACGUUCUAAGAAUAUUCGCUUAAUUUUAGAUUUGGGGAGCCAAAAAAGCUAUAUCACGGAGAGCUUGACCUUACGGCAGUUAAUAGGGAAACAUUGGUUGUGAAGACGUUCGGUAAAACAACAGAGACGGCACGGACUUGUGAUGUUGUUCAGACAAGUGUGCGACUAUGAAUAGUGAUCUUAAUCUAUAUGUCAGUUAUGUAGUUCCAGUGAUAUGUUCACCCCUUACCCACCAACCAGUCCAGUUUGCCUCAAGUCACUACUCCCAUUUAAGAAAUCUCUACCUUGCAGAUUCAGGAAGCAAUGGCCAAGAGCCUUCUGAUAUUGAUAUGUUGAUAGGAGCAGAUUUCUUUUGGCAUAUUGUCUCGGGCAACGUCAUACGGGGGGAGCACAGCCCUAUCGCGAUGGAAACAAAGUUAGGAUACGUCCUUUCUGGCCCUGUAACAACUCCCCACACAAGCGAUGACACUGUCACCAACUUUCUCACCACCCACCUUCUACGAGUUGACACAACCGAGCCAGAGGAUUCAUUGAAUGUGGACUUGCACAGUCAGUUGAAGAAAUUCUGGGAAUUAGAAGCGAUCGGUGUUAACCCUAACAAGAACCCAGUACAUGAGCAAUUUAAGGAGACAAUCGAGUUCAAGGACGGUCGCUAUGAAGUAUGUUUACUGUGGCGAGAAAGUCAUCCCGUCUUACCCGACAAUUUUGAAUUGAGUGAACGAUGCCUUGCAUCCCAUGUGAAACGGUUGACAAAGGACCCCAAGCUACUCCAAGAGUAUGACGAGCUAAUCAAGAAACAGAUCGAGACAGGAAUAGUUGAAAAGGUUCCCGAAGGUGCCAGUUGCACGCCUGGAAAGGUACAUUACUUGCCCCAUCAUCCCGUGAUUUGCAGGGAGACAAGCAAACAACCAAGGUCCGUGUAGUGUACAACGCCAGUGCGAAAACCACCAAAACAUCUCUAAACUCAUGUUUGAAUGCGGGACCUUCUCUUUUACCAAAGAUAGUCAAUGUUUUGAUUCGUUUUCGUUUCCACAAGAUUGGGUUGAUAGCGGAUGUAGAAAAAGCGUUCCAUCAAAUUUCCAUAUCCACGGAGGACAGAGAUGCCUUGCGCUUUCUCUGGAUAGAUAACAUUGCAAGUGAAAAUCCAGUCUUCGGUGUGACUAGCAGCCCGUUUCUGUUAAAUGCCACCAUAGCUCAUCACAUCAAUAGUUUCGUGAAUGAUCCUGACUUCAUCACCGCCUUCCUGUCUUCCUUGUACAUGGACGAUUUUAGCGGUGGAGCCGGUACAAUACCGACAGCGUACGAGUUAUAUCUGAAGAGUCGACAGCGCAUGUCAGAAGGGGGAUUUAGUCUCCGGAAGUGGGCAACCAACGAUCCAACUUUGCGAGAGGAGAUCGCAAGCCACGAGGUUGAUAACUCUGUAACUGAGAGAACGUCCGAGAAGCAAAUUGCUGAAGACGACCAAACUUAUGCCGCAUCAUCAUUGGGUACGAAUGUAACGGACAGUUGUGAAAAUAUUCGUAAGGUGCUUGGAUUACAAUGGAACACGAUGGAAGGGUUCGAGGAGCUGUUGUCAAGAUUGCAAAGGAAGACGGGUUACGAUGUUACGACAGACCUAUUAAAAAGUUGUAUCCCUUGGAGGUGAAUUACGAGUCUAAUGAAACCGAAUCUACAACCGAUCAAGAGCCUGAGAUUGUGCCUGUUCGAAGAUCAACAAGAACUGCAGCAGUUGUGGGAAAUCACCGCAGACAAUUAAUUGACCAGUGGAUAAAUGAAAUGGACUAA